AUAUAUAUAUAUAUAUAUAUAUAUAUAUAUAUAUAUAUAUAUAUAUAUAUGUAUAUAUACAUAUGUUGUGGAACAGUGAGAAGCUCGUGUCCGUCUUUCUUCAAGCUCAUUAAAUAAUUUGACACGCGACAACAACAACAACAUCAUCAACAAUGAAUAUUAAUGAUCCCAAACAUCACAAAUGCAACUUCAGACUGGUGCUGUAACUAUUUACCUCAAAUAUCCAUCGAGUCAAAACAGCAAAUCAAACUGAGCAACUAUUGAGUCUAAGAUGUGAGAUUAACAAAUAACAACAACAUGAGUUUCUUAAUUCGUGUGUGUCUUAUGUCUUCUUAUGUUGUCAGCGAAUUCUGUUCGUAGUGUCGUUUGGUUUUGUGUCUUUUUUAUCAAACUAUCAUCAUUUUCCAUCAUGGAGAUGAUUAUUCAUUUCAUGAUCCUCACUGUCGUGUUGUCUCAGAUACACUGUCACACUUUAAAGGGGCAGCAAGCGAUUCUUUUUGGAGAAAGACUGUUUAUUGUAGAUCAUUUUGUUGGACUGCACUGGUCAUUGGAUCACAACACACUGAAAGCCACGAUUACAAUUCAUCUUCUGCACGUCUUUUGCAAAUUGAGCCAAUGACCUGAAGGAUGGUUUCUCGUCACGCGGGCGGCGGAUGAGGAAAGACGACGGAGGAUGUGGCUGUGAAGCUGCAGCGAGGUGCCACCUCCACAUCACCAUGUGCACCAGGGGACGAGCAUCUGUCGCCACGCUGCUCCUGAUGACAUCAUCACUCUGCUGCCGGACGAACCGAGCUCAUGUGGCGACGAGGCCCGACAGCUCUCAGCUGUUUGAUGGACAGGACGUCUCUCUGAGCUGUGAGGACGACGACGCCUCCACUGGCUGGACGCUGAGGAGGAACACGACCACAGAAACCAGGACCGAGUGCGUCGACUGGGGACGACCAGCUGAUUCUUCCUGUUUCAUCAACUACCCCGUCCCAUUGGACAGUGGGGUUUACUGGUGUGAGUCCAGAGAGGGAGGAGCCAGUGACAGCGUCAACAUCACUGUGACCGAUCAACCAGUGAUCCUUCAGAGUCCCGUCCGCCCGGUGGCCGAGGGACAUGACGUCACUCUGCACUGUAAAACAACGACCCCGUCCCACGACCCCACGGCGGAUUUCUACAAAGACGGCGCCCUCGUCAGGGCGGAGCCUACGGGUCACAUGACCAUCCACCACGUGUCCAAGUCCGACCAAGGAUUCUACACGUGUGCGGUCGGAGGCCUGGGACCGUCUCCACCCGCCUGGAUCAGUGUCACAGAGGCACCGCCCGCCACACCUCCUCCAUCACCCUCCGUCAUUUCCGUUGCGUCGGCUGUCGGGGGCCUGGUGCUCCUGGUGCUCCUGGUGCUCCUGGUGCUCCUGGUGCUCCUGGUGGUCCUGGCUCUGCUGGUGGGACGAUGUGUCCGGAGGAAACCUGAGGAAUGUGAUCCCGCUCCAGCGAGACGAACAGCCGACGUCCGUCAGGAACCGAACCUGUCGCCAGCGAGCGACCGAGCUGCCGCGAGAAGAACGGAAGACGUCGUCUACGGACGGAUAUCGAUCAGAGCGAGCGUCAGAAGAGAGCGUCGACCGGAUUCGGAGGUCGUCUACUCCUCGCUGAUGUCCGACCUCUGACCUCUGACCUCUGACCUCUGACGUCCGACCUUCACUUCAUCACGUUUCGUUCGUCCAGACUCCGACAGCUGCAGGCGACUGAGUGUAUUUACAGUAGCUAUAGAUAAUCAAAAUCAAUCCAUCAAUUAAUCAAAGAUGAUCAGUUGUCAUCACCCUUUCUUUUUCAUUCAUUAAUGAUGUUGCCAAUCGUUGAAAUAGAUGGAAAAAUUCAUUUUCAUUUUUGUGUUUUUUAUAUAAAACAAUAUUGGAAUUAUGUAAACAACUACUAAAACGUCCUAAAUGUUUAUUAAAAUAAUGACCUCAGUGAAAGUGUGAAAUAAAAUCUAUAUGUAGUUUU
Molecule: messenger RNA, 1992 nt
Organism: Scophthalmus maximus (turbot)
Lineage: Eukaryota; Metazoa; Chordata; Actinopteri; Pleuronectiformes; Scophthalmidae
Product: low affinity immunoglobulin gamma Fc region receptor II-a
Exons: 8
Coding region: 654-1655 (333 amino acids)
Biological process (GO): cell surface receptor signaling pathway
Molecular function (GO): transmembrane signaling receptor activity
Source: RefSeq, a predicted model, not a curated record